UAAUAGUCAAGUGUAUUUGCACCACCUGAAAAGCAGACUUUUGCGAUAGUGUUGUAAUAGUGAUUGCUGCAAUGUAGAGUUUGCUGUUUUUACAUCUAGAACUCUAACACAUAUAUGUUAUUUUUAAUGAUCUCAGUCAUAGAUCACUGCACAUUGAUAUCAAUUUCACUGUUGCUUAUGACCAUUUUUUUGUAAAUAGCCUAGGUCAGCAAUAGUUUACAUGUAGGCUUAUGCUGAGCCAGUCAACUGGGUUCCCUAAGGAGUUUUUCACCCUAGGCUUGCACUUUUAAAGUUCACUUCAGUGACAAAUUACUAAAAAGGUAUAUACAAUUAGACUAGGAUUGAUUUGAUUGAUUGAUCUGUGUAGUUAAUACAUCUUUUAAUUAUUGGUCUUUCUGCCUUUCAGUUUUUCAGAGAGUACUUCUCAGUUUAUAACUAGUCGUCAUGCUCUCUACACCCACACAUUUCUGUAGACAGGAAACAGGUUAAUUCUGGCCUCAAAGUGUGAUCUGAGGAGGCUUACUAUACUGUAUGCUAUGUGUUGAUAUGGAACAGCAGCAUUAGGCCGUUUGAGUUUGUAUGAAUGUAAUAGGGUUUUCAUGUAUAUUUGUAAAUUACAUAAAUUCAUCAAUUAUAUUUUGUCAAAAUAAUUUCUCACAAAGUUUCUCUGUAUGUAUCAACUUUGGUGUCUGGUAGGCUAGGUGUCUCUUAUCAAGUGAAUGAUCAGAAAGUCUUCAUGUUUUUAUGAGUUGCGGAUGUGCCACCCCCCACCUUCUGUUUCUUGGUUGUCUUAGAGUGCAUUUGGAAAAUAUUCAGACCCCUUGACUUUUUCCACAUUUUGGUACAUUACCUUAUUCUAAUUCUAAUAUUGAUUAAAUACAUUUUCCCCUCAUCAAUCUACACACAUAUCCCAGAAUGACAAAGCAAAAUAGGUUUUUAAAAACAUUUGCAAAAAAUAAGACUCUUUACUCAGUCAUUUGUUGAAGCACCUUUGGCAGCGAUGACAGCAUCAUGUCUUCUUGGGUGUGACGCUACAAGCUUUGCAACCCUGUAUUUGGGGAGUUUCUCCCAUUCUUCUCUGCAGAUAGUCUCAAGCUCUGUCAGGUUGGAUGGGAGUGUUGAUGCACAGCUAUUUUCAGGUCUUUACAGAGAUGCUCAAUCGAGUUCAAGUCCGGGCUCUGGCUGGGCCACUCAAAGACAUUCAGAAACUUGUCCCGAAGCCACUCCUGCAUUGACUUGGCUGUGUGCUUAGGGUCAUUCUCCUGCUGGAAGGUGAACAUUCACCCCAGUCUGAGGUCCUGAGCGCUCUGGAGCAGAUUUUUGUCAAGGAUCUCUCUGUACUUUGCUCCGUUAAUCUUUCCCUCCAUCCUGACUAGUAUCCCAGUCACUGCCACUGAAAAACAUCCCCACAGCAUGAUGCUACCACCACCAUGCUUCAUCGUUGGGAUGGCGCUAGGUGACGCUUCGCAUUCAGACCAAAGAGUUCAAUCUUGGUUUCACCAGACCAGAGAAUCUUGUUUCCCAUGGUCUGAUAGUCUUUAGGUGCCUUUUGGUAAACUCCAAGCGGGCUGUCAUGUGCCUUUUAUUGAGGAGUGGCUUCCGUCUGGCGACUCUACCAAAAAGUCCUGAUUGGUGGAGUGCUGCAGAGAUGAUUGUCUUUCUGGAAGGUUCUCCCAUCUCAACAGAGGAACUCUGUAGCUCUUUCAGAGUGACCAUUGGGUUCUUGGUCACCUCCCUGACCAAGGCUCUUCUCCCCCUUAUUGCUCAAUUCGGCCGGGUGGUCAGCUCUAGGAAGCUUCUUGGUGGUUCCAAACUUCUUCCAUUUAAGAAUGAUGGAGGCCACUGUGUUCUUAGGGACCGUCAAUGCUGUAGAAAUGUUUUGGUACCCUUCCCCAGAUCUGUGCCUCGACACAAUCCUGUCUCAGUGCUCUACGGACAAUUCCUUCGACCUCAUUGCUUGGUUUUUGCCCUGACAUGCAUUGUCAACUGUGGGACCUUAUAUAGACAGGCAUGUUGAAUUUACCACAGGUUAAUUCCAAUCAAGUUGUAGAAACAUCUCAAGGAUGAUCAAUGGAAACAGGAAACAGGACCUGAGCUCAAUUUUGAGUCUCAAAGCAAAGGGUCUGAAUACUUAUGUAAAUAAUGUUUUAUAUUUUUAAUAAAUAAGCUUUGUCAUUAUGGGCUAUUGUGUGUAGAUUGAGGGGGGGGGGGGGAUUAUGUAAUCAAUUUCAGAAUAAGGCUGUAACAUAACAAAUGUGGAUAAAGUCAAGGGGUCUGAAUACUUUCCGAAAGCCCUCUAAAUCCACUAUGUACAGUACAUGUGGUGUCAAGCCCUGCUACUUUAUCUAGGUGGGAGCCCAUGAUGCUAAAAUGUGACGUUUGACCUCCAAAUUAUUUUGGGAUGAAUAAGGAAACAACCCCAUGGAACCCUCCAGUAGCUGACAGUAUGUCGUCAGCAGUGGAGGCCAGUAUGUACAACAGUAUCCAGGCCAUCCUCAGACAGGCUGCCUCCUCAUGCAACAAAGGUAUGCUGAGGUGGACUCUUCAUAAGAAGGUGAAGACCCAUCCAUCUAACAGUGUCUCACUGGUCAGGGUUCUGGUCAAAGAGCUAGAGAAGGUGGAGAGGCUUGACUAUAAGAUGCAUGUCAUUCCAUUGCUUCACACUCUCAACUACGUUAUUAUUCAGCAGUCUAGCCACAUUCCAUGCAACCUGUUUCAGAGAGUGUAUGAGUGCUUCAAACGGCUCCUAACACUUCCAGAGCCCUACUGUACUAUCGCACUGAGAUACACGAGAGGCAUAAAGAUGGAGCAGAUCACACCAGCUCCCUCCCCGACAAUAACUUCCUCCACAGGAGCUUUGUAUCAGAGAAGGGUGAUUGCUGAGCAGAGCCUAAGGAACAAACAUUUCCCCCAGCAGGAAAAGGUAUUUGUGUUUGCAGACCCGGCUGUGUUCUCAGGGCCCCUGUGGCAGGCGGUGAGGGCAGACCUGGUGCUGGCCAGCCCCCAAAGUGACAUACUGGCAAGACGGGUGUUACUGCACACUCUGCAGGCUGGACUGGUGAAGGCCUGUCAUGGUCCCAUACUGACUCAAGCUCUGGAGGAUCUAGGAGAAGAUGUGGAGCAGUACUUCCAGGAGGUGGUGUUAGCUGUAGAGCAGAGUAUAGAGAACGGCGAGGCAGGCCGUGACCAGUACCUAACCAGGCUACAGCACAUCUACAGGGACAUCCUGACCUCUGCUAACCAAGACCCAAUUGCCGGUGGCUCUCUUUCUAACACUCCAUUGCCCUCGCCAGAGAUUCAAUUCCACCUGUGGACAAACGAAGAGGAGCUGUGGAAUGAGCUGGUAAACUUCACCCUAAACGUUUCCACCUCUGAGCGGAACUCUAUGUACCAGGAGGAGGAAGAGGAGGAUGUUUCUAAGAGGGUUUCCCUCCUGUCUGUUGAUAGUGGAAUAGAGAAGGACCUGUCUGACAUGGGGGAGCGGGAACAGAGGAAUCCAUUCACCCGGUCACGGUCACCGUGUUUCAGAGGGAGAAUGAAGCCAGAAGACAAAAUGGCUCUGGUACAGGAAAACAUCAAGGGGCCCACCUGUAGCACCCCUCUCCCUAAAGAGGAGGGGAACCAUACCGCACGCAUAGUGAUGAUGGGAGACGACAGGGUGCUGGGGAGACUGGCCAAGGUGUAUCACUCCAUCCGAAAACGGGAGGCAAGACAUCUCAUCUUGACCAAAAGAGUGAACCUACAGAUAUACUACAUCCCUGUCACUGAUGAGCCUAUUGUCAAUUCACAUGAAAGCACAUCACAAGUUGGAGACAGGUUGUCUCUAGCCUCGUUCUUAGGAAGGGUCGAUCCCUGGUACGAAAGCAACAUCAUCAGUUUGGGAGCCAUGAUUCCAAAGCUGGCAGGAACGCAGUCCAGUCGCAGCAGGUCAUCAGAACCUAACCACUUCCUUGUGGAUGUCCUCUCCUACUACCUUCGCUGUGGCCUACAGCCUGUCCACUUCACACUCUACUCUGUCAAGAUCUCUGUCUCUGGCCAGACUGGCAGCCCUGUGGACGAUGUGUUUGUGUCCCACCUGGACGCUGAGUUCCCGGAGUCUAAAACACUCAGAGAAAAUCUGAGACAAGAGAGAUCUAGUAGGCGACGAACAAGGAAGACACUUGGAACCUGUGGAGUGGUGGUUUCUGUGAAUUACACUAAGGUCUCCUUGAGCAAACAAGAGGUUGUCCAGGGAAUGUCAGUCAUGACAUGUGGAGUGGUCAUCAGUGCAAUAUCACCUAAUGAAACAGAAGGUCUUGAUUUCCUCACUGUCAAUUUUAACGGUACAAAUCCAAGAUGCUGCACGGAGAUCAGAACCCAAAACAUUAAAAUCACAAUCCUGGAGGAUAAGACCUUCACUGUCUGUCUGGACAAAGACUGUCGCAGGAAAUACACACAUGUGCAAAGCAUUGAGAUCUCUCCAUGUUUGGAUCCGGGGUAUUGCCUCCAGACAAGUUCCAAGUCCAAGUUCAAUGUGGGAGAGGAGAGGGAGUCGGGGCUGAGCAAAUACAUGUGCAAGAUCCUGCCUCUGCCAAUCAAUACCUUCACUGGCAUCAACCACUGAAGGGAUUUGAUUAUUUGGCCCGGGCUCCAUCCCAGGCGUGAGCCAGGUGCCCCGCUCUGGCCAACGGCGAAGUAAGCUAAAAACAAAAGUGACAUUGGUUAUGCACAUGGAGUAAUGAGUAAGAUUCUGUGUUUUCACAUGCAAAAGGGAUUUAUUUUGAAGAAAAAAGUGUUUUAUCUGCCUUCCCAAUGAAAUCUAGUUUUAAAAUCCUAACAUGUUUUAUGAAAAAGAUGUAUAAGAAAAAAAACAUACAAGAGAUGUUGUAUGUAUUUUUAUUUGAUUAUGAUCCCCAUUAGCUGUUGCAAAAGCAGCAGCUGCUUUUCCUGGGUUCCACACAAAACAUGAAACAUGACAUAAUACAGAACAUUAAUAGACAAGAACAGCUCAAGCACAGAACCACAUCAAAUUAUUUAUUUUUUAACGCACACGUAGCCUACAUAUCAAUACAUACACGCAAACUAUCUAGGCCAAAUAGGGGAGAGGUGUUGUGCCAUGAGGGGUUGCUUUAUCUGUUUUCUUAAACCAGGUUUGCUGUUCAUUUGAGCAAUAUAAGAUAAGGGCUCUAUAUAAUACUUUACGCUUUCUUAAAUUUGUUUUGGAUUUGGGGACUGUGAAAAGACCCCUGGUGGCAUGUCUGGUGGGGUACGUGUGUGUGUAAGUUGACUAUGCAUACAAUUUGGGAUUUUCAACACGUUAAUGUUUCUUAUAAACAGAAGAAGUGAUGCAGUCGGUCUCUUUUAUAUCAGCCCUGUGAGUCACGCCUGCUCCCGCUCUUCCUCCCUGGUGCUCGAGGGCGCCAGGCUUCCCAGCAUUGAGCACUCCUGCCAUCAUCAUUACACACACCUACCUACACGCAUCAGCGAUUAUUGGACUCACCUGGACUCAAUCACCUCUGUCAUUACCUUCCCUAUAUCUAUCUGGUUCCCCGCUCUGUUCCCUGCUUCUGCAUUCAUUUUAGUUUGUCUUUGUUUGCCUGUUCCUGUUCUGUUACCUGUCUGUUCCUGUUUAAAUGUUUGACUCCCCGUACCUGCUUCUCCAGCAUCGGUCAUUACACUCUGACUACAAUGAAGAGGAAGACAUGUCGCUCUGUUCUGGCAUAUGUUUUGACCAUGACAGUUUACAACCAAAGUAACUCCAAGUAGUUUAGUCUCCUCAACGUGUUCAAAAGCCACGCCAUUCAUUACCAGAUUCAGCUGAGGUUUAGAACUUAGGGAAUGAUAUGUACCAAAUACAAUGCUCUUAGUUUUAGAGAUGAUCAGGACCAGUUUAUUACUGGCCACUCAAGACUUCAACUCUUUGUUUAGGGUUUCAGUGACUUCAUUAGCUGUGGUUGCUGAUGUGUAUAUGUUGAAUCAACUUUGUUUAAUGUCAGUGGCAGGUUAAUGGUAAAAAUAGUAAAGAGUGGAGGGCCUAGAGAGCUGCCCUGCGGUACAACACACUUUACAUAUUUGACAUUAGAGAAGCUUCCAUUAAAGAAACCCCUUUUAGUUCUAUUAGAUAGAUAGCUCUGAAUCCACAAUAUGGCAGAGGUUGAAAAGCCAUAACACAUAUUUUUUCAACAACAGGUUAUGGUCAAUUAUAUCAAAGGAUGCACUGAAAUCUAACAGUACAGCUCCCACAAUCUUCUUAUUAUCAUUUUCUUUCAACCAAUCAUCAGUCAUUUGUGUCAGUACAUGUUGAGUGCCCUUCUCUUUAAGCAUGCUGAAAGUCUGUUGUCGAUUUGUUUACAGAGAAAUAGCAUUGUAUUUGGUCAAACACAUAUUUUCCCCAACAGUUUGCUAAGAGCUGACAGCAAGUUUAAAGUCUGCUGUUAGAACCAGUAAAGGCCGCUUUACCACUCUAUGGUAGCGGAAUUACCUUGGCUUCCCUCCAAGCUUGAGGACAAAGACUUUCCUCUAUGUUCAGAUUAAACAUAUGAAAGAUUGGAGACGCUAUAGAGUCUGCUACCAUCCUCAGUAGCUUUCAAUCUAAGUUGUCAUUGACAGGAGGUUUGUCAUUACUGAUCGAUAACAAUCAUUUUCCCACCUCUCCCACACUAACUUUACAAAAUUCAAACUUCCAAUGCUUUUCUUUCAUUAUUUUUUAUGCAUGAAUAUGAUGGCUCACUGUUCAUUGUUGACAUUUCCUGCCUAAGUUUGCCCACUUUGCCAAUGAAGUGAUCAUUAAAAUAAUUGCCAACA
Molecule: messenger RNA, 6783 nt
Organism: Oncorhynchus nerka (sockeye salmon)
Lineage: Eukaryota; Metazoa; Chordata; Actinopteri; Salmoniformes; Salmonidae
Product: phosphoinositide 3-kinase regulatory subunit 6-like
Exons: 19
Coding region: 2402-4603 (733 amino acids)
Biological process (GO): positive regulation of MAP kinase activity; G protein-coupled receptor signaling pathway
Cellular component (GO): phosphatidylinositol 3-kinase complex, class IB
Molecular function (GO): 1-phosphatidylinositol-3-kinase regulator activity
Source: RefSeq, a predicted model, not a curated record